AUGAUCCAAAGUGAUAACCAAAGCCAGAACACAGAGGAAAUAAUUAAAGAGCUGUGCACUUCCAAUGGAUUGUCUUAUGAGAAAAUUGAUCAAGAGGGACCAGAAACAUCUACACUGGAGAUGUUUUUCUCAGGUUAUCCCAAGAUAGUAGGCAUGUCAUUUUUCCCAAAUUUAACAACUCUCUCUCUUGUUGGACAAAGCAUUCAGAAGAUUUCAGACCUGGAGUAUUGUCCAUUACUCAAAAACCUAUGGAUUGCUGAAUGUUGCUUAACGAAAAUCGAUGGUCUACAACACUGCACUAAUUUGGAAAAGCUUUACCUGUACUACAAUGAAAUUUCUACAAUUGAAAAUCUGGAGACCCUAAUGAAGCUGGAGGUAAUUUGGUUGAACAAUAACCAAAUUAAGGAGAUACAGGGAUUGCACACUCUGCAGAAUUUAAAGGAGCUCAAUCUGGCUGGAAACUUAAUACAUACAAUUGGAACUUGCUUUGACCCCAAUGAACAAUUGGAAAGAUUAAACCUCUCUGGUAACAGAAUAUGUUCCUUCAAGGAACUCUCUAAUUUAGCAAGCCUACCGCAUUUAAAAGAUUUGAGUCUGAAUGAUCCUCAGUAUGACCCCAACCCUAUUUGUCUUCUCUGUAAUUAUGCUACACAUGUGCUGUAUCAUAUGCCUCAGCUUCAAAGGCUGGAUACAUAUGAUGUGUCUCAAAAACAAAUCAAGGUCCUGGCAGAGGCUACAGUGAUGAAAAAGAUAAUGUACUAUAACAUGCGUGUAAAGAGUGUUCAUAGGCAGCUCAAUGAGGAGCUUGAAAAGCUAAAAGAAAGAAAAUGCAAACUGCAGAAAUUGCCAGAAGAUCGAAUAAAAUUGUUCAGCUGCAACAUAAAACAUCUGGAACGUGAACUGACAGAGCUGCAGACAUCAGGCAAAAUACAGAAUAACAAAUCUAUUAAAAGUAAAAGGCUGGAAAUUGAAAAAUCAAUUGACGAUAGCGAGAACACAGAUGAAGCCAGUGAGGAGUCAAGUCUUGAGAAGAAGUUCUUUCUGAAAUUAAAUGCCCUGAGGGAAAGGAUAACAUUCUGGAACAGAAAACUAGAUGAAAUUGAGAAAAUUUACCAGAUGGAAGUUAAAAAAAAGAAGAAAAGCAAUAGCUUAGUAGUGCAGUUUUUGUUGACUGAAUUGGAAACAGUGGGCAACACUCGCUUUGAAGAAGGCUCACCAAGUGAUUCUUGGUUUAAUUCCUGUUAUGAUUUAAUUCUAUCACGAUUUUGUGCCUGGGACUUCAAAGCAUAUGGUAUCACAGGAGUGAAAAUAAAUCGCAUCAUCCGAGUGCACAACCGUAUUCUGAGGAUGAUAUUUGAAGAGAAGUUUCAAAUGUUUUUGGAUAAAGAAGUUUUAAGUGAAACAGAAAACUACAGGAAGAUGCUGGAGUGUCUCUUUUAUGUGUUUGACCCAGACUUGCCAGUUAAGAAAAAGCAACUGCUACAAGUGCUUGAGGAUGGGUUCCAGGCAAUGGAAGAGCACAAGCUUUCAAGAAGAGAAGAAGCUGUUCUCCUCUCUAACAGUUUAAGUAUAUGUGAACGUCCCAGAAUAGAAUUUUUGCAGCAACAAACCAAGGAUGAACGUAAAAAUAGCAAUGAACUUGAGGAACCGUUCAUAUGUGGGAAACUCAUAAUUGCAAAAGUUUUUCUUGGACAUAGUGUUCCAGCUCGUGAAAAAGAUCCCAUCAGUCAAGUCAACUAUCCAGGGGCUAAUUCAGUGUUCAGGCCUCGGAAACAUUUACUAAGUGAUACAUCUGAUGCUGAUGAUGAAACGUAUUCUUCCAUGGAACAUAGAAACUGUGACUGCCGCCAUCGACAGUGUGAGUGGUUUGUGUUUGAUCACGAACUGGUCUUGCCCGAAUACGUCGUUGAAUUUGAGUACACUACACUGGUCAAAGUUCAGUCCCUGUUUUCUACGCUCAGCAAUGUAAUUGUAGAAGAAAGAAAGAAAAAUACAGAAGGAUUUAUAUUGUCUAGUGAUUUGCAACGUGAUGAUGAAGUUAUGAACAUGGAGCCUACAGUAAAAGCCAGACCCAAAAUCGUUUGCUUGGAUGAAAAGACAGUGCUUUCAGUUGCUAAGGCCAAUAUUUACAGUCAAAUAGCGGUUCUGAAUUUGCAUGGGAACAGCCUGAGCAAACUGCGGGACAUCUCUAAACUGACAGGGCUUCGAAAACUUAUUGUCAGCUUCAAUGAAUUUACGUGUUUAGAUGAUGUUUACCACUUGCCCAAUCUGGAGUAUUUUGAUGCAAGCCACAACCAUGUGAUCACCCUGGAGGGUAUUAGAGGCUUAAGCAAACUGAAGUAUUUAGACUUGAGCUGGAAUCAACUGAAAAAGACUGGAGAGGAAAUAAAUGUCUUACGUAAACACACUUCAAACGUACUCAGUCUUGAUAUCAGACAUAACCCAUGGCAUAAGCCAGUCUCAUUGCGUUUGAGUGUCAUUGGCCGAUUAAAGGCUCUUACUCAUUUAGAUGGAGUCCAGAUUACUGAAGAAGAGGCUGCAGCUGCUGUGUGUUUUAUUGCUGGAUCAAAGAUCUCUCAGGCAUCUCUUUUAGAACAUUCUAGGACUGAUGAAGCUAGACCACGCCUUCUGAGUGUACAUCCUUAUGCCAAAAUUCUGACUCAAAUUAGCAAGAACAAGGUGGAUUCACAAACACAUUUCAAUAGCAGCUGGUAUCCUAGGAUCACGGUCUUAGAUCUGGAUGGACAACAUCUCUCCAAAAUGGCCAACUUGGAAAAAUUGGAGAAUUUAAGAUGGGCCUCAUUUAGCAACAAUAAUCUCACUAAAAUAGAAGGACUGGAAUCUUGCCUUAAUCUUGAAGAGCUCACUUUAGAUGGAAACUGCAUCUCAAAUCUAGAAGGAAUUUCAAAACUCACCAAACUAACACGACUUAGUGUAAAUAAUAAUCAUCUCACCACCCUAGAAAGACGCGUUUUUGAAAACUUGUCUCAUCUUCACUACCUCUCUCUUGAGAGCAACAGAAUUACUUCAUUGGUUGGUUUGCAGAGAGCCUACGCACUAAUAGAACUAUACAUCAGCAAUAACUAUGUUUCUACCUACCAAGAGAUAUAUCAUUUAAAGGGUUUAAAUAAUCUGGUCAUGCUGGACAUGUAUGGAAAUCUAAUUGUGUGGAAACAAGAUAACUACCGAUUGUUUGUAAUAUUCCAUCUUCCAUCUCUCAAAGCCUUAGAUGGCACUGCAGUAGAGACAGCAGACAUCGAGAGUGCUAAAGAUUUAUUUGGUGGCAGACUUACCUGUGAUAUGAUUGCAGAAAGACUAGGACAUUCAGACUUCACUAAAAUGCAAGAAUUAAAUUGGACAUCCUCUACGAUCAGAACGGUGGAUCUUGUACCAGCAGACCAGUUUAGAAAUGUUUGUAAUGUGAAUUUACAGAACAACAAUCUCAUCUCUUUCAGUGGUUUAAUCUUCUUGCCUAAUGUCAAGAUAUUGUGUCUGAAUUACAAUCACAUUGAAUCAGUACUGCCCAGACAAAAGCCUCAAAAUCACUUAACAAACAGGCAGCAGUUGUACCAGAAAGUGACCUCUAGUGGCUAUGGACAGCAAGGCCCUUCAAAAGGAAGCAGGGAUGCAGGAUUUGGUGAAAAUCUGCCCCCAAUAAUGCAAAGUUUAGAAGUUCUUCAUUUGGGCUACAAUGGAAUUAGUAACUUGGCCCAGCUACAGCUUAGUAGGCUAAAAAAUUUGAAAUUGCUGUUUCUACAGGGUAAUGAAAUCAGUCAAAUCGAAGGACUUGAAGGUCUACAGCUUCUGCAGGAGUUGGUAUUGGAUCAUAACCGUGUCAAAACAAUUGCAGAGGGCUCCUUUGCUAGACAGAACUCCCUUUUGGCACUUCACCUAGAGGAAAACCGACUACGAGAACUGAACAAUUUACAGCCUUUAGUAAAAUUACAGAAACUUUUCCUGGGACUUAAUAAAAUUCAGGAAUUGUCUGAACUGGAAAAACUUGAAGUUGUUCCUAGUCUUAAAGAGCUUUCAAUAUAUGGAAAUCCAGUUACUCGCAAGAUAUCCCAUCGUCCACUGCUUGUGUUUCGAUUGCCCAACCUGCAAGUGUUAGAUGGAAUGACAGUGAGCACGGAGGAGAGAGCAAGAGCUGAGCUUCAUUUAAUAGAACAACAAGGAAUCCCAGUUGCAAACUCCCCUAUGGACUCUGGAUUUCCUGGAUUACCAAUUACCUUUUCAAAACAUCCUCCCGUAAGAGUAACAAAUGUGAAUCUGCUUGAAGGAAUCAACCAUUUAUUUGGAUCUGACCUCAUGUUUCCUCAUGUACUUGAAGAUCCUUUACCGAAUGAGGCAAAUAAAUAUAAGAAAUCGAAGAACCCAGGAAUGGUGACAAUUAAUCCUCGAAGCAUCCAUGCAGAAAUAGCUCUCAGGCAAGUAAAAGGAGCAACAGCUAAUCUUCUAAACCAGUUGACACAACAGAGUGGCACUACCCGAACUGCAUAUGUGCACCAGAACAGCAGAGAAAAUGACGGCAGGAUGCCAGCCAAUAGCCCCUCCAGGCCAAAUCGAAUGUAA
This is a messenger RNA of Emys orbicularis (European pond turtle), 4572 nucleotides long. It is a transcript of the gene LRRC9, whose product is annotated as leucine rich repeat containing 9. The coding region runs from base 1 to 4572 and encodes 1523 amino acids. The record is from RefSeq and is a predicted model, not a curated record. Gene Ontology annotation, molecular function: protein binding. The transcript is spliced from 32 exons. NCBI's taxonomy places the organism in Eukaryota, Metazoa, Chordata, Testudines, Emydidae.